CUCUCUCCCCUGAGUUUUGCUACGAUGCACUCACUGUCAUCACAGGCAGUACGCCCUCUCUCCUUGCCCUUCGCCCGCUCUCACUACUUCCGCCGCUUCCUUCCCCUCUCGCUCCCCAUUUUCCACAAUUCCAAGUCCCACCCCAAAAUUUUCACUAUUACUCCAAAAGCUCCGGUCAUGACGAUCCGAAAUUGCUCCUCCAUCUCUGCCAAGCCUUCGUCGGAGCUCCGAAACAAGCGAUCCAGUUCAGAUUCUUCCGACGAGAAGCUACGCGCCCUCCGCCAGCUCUUCUCGAAGCCCGGCGUCGGCAUCGACGCCUAUAUCAUUCCUUCUCAGGAUGCUCACCAGAGUGAGUUCAUUGCUGAAUGUUAUAUGAGGAGGACCUUUAUAUCGGGGUUCACAGGAAGUGCUGGAACUGCUGUCGUCACAAAGGAUAAAGCUGCUCUUUGGACAGAUGGGCGCUACUUUCUUCAGGCUGAAAAGCAGCUGAGCUCUAGUUGGAUUCUCAUGCGGGCAGGUUCUCUAGGAGUUCCUACGACUAUUGAAUGGUUGAAUAAUGUUUUGGCUCCUGGUGGGAGAGUUGGCAUCGAUCCUUUUCUGUUUUCUUCUGAGGCUGCAGAAGAAUUGAAACAAGGUAUUGCAAAGAAGAACCAUGAGUUGGUUUUCCUUUAUGAUAAAAAUCUUGUGGAUGAAGUAUGGAAUGAAUCAAGACCGAAGCCUCCAGACAAACCAGUGAGAGUACAUGAUCUCAAGUAUGCUGGUGUAGAUGUAGCAUCAAAGUUGUUGUCUUUGAGGUCGGAACUUGCUGAUGCUGGUUCAUCUGCGAUAAUUAUAUCUAUGCUUGAUGAAGUUGCCUGGCUAUUGAACUUGAGAGGAAGUGAUGUUCCGCAUUCACCCGUUAUGUAUGCAUAUCUGAUUGUAGAGAUUGAUAAAGCAAAAUUAUUUAUAGAUACUUCAAAAGUGAACACAGAGGUGAUGGAUCACUUGAAGAAGGCAGGCAUUGAAUUGUUGCCAUAUGACUCCAUUCUUUCUGAAGUUGAAAGUCUGGCAGCACAAGGGGCUAAAGUUUGGAUGGAUAUAUCUUCUCUUAAUGCUGCUAUUGUCAACACCUUUAACUCUGCUUGUGAAAGAUAUUAUGAGAGCCUUGAAAGUAAAAGAAAAAGUAAGAGUGACGACUCAAAUGGUUGGUCCGGAGGACCGACUGGAAUUUAUAGAGUGUCCCCUGUUUCUUUGGCAAAGGCAGUUAAAAAUGAUUCUGAGUUGGAAGGCAUGCAGAGUUGUCAUUUAAGAGAUGCUGCUGCUCUAGUGCAGUUUUGGGUAUGGAUGGAGGAAAAAAUUAAUGAGAACGUGAAAUUGACUGAGGUAGAAGUUGCCGAAAAACUUCUUGAAUUUCGUUCGGCGCAGUCUGGUUUCCUAGAUACAAGCUUUGACACCAUAAGCGGUUCUGGUGCAAAUGGUGCUAUCAUACAUUACAGAGCAGAACCAGAUAGUUGUAGUGUUGUGGAUGACAAGAAACUCUUCCUAUUGGAUAGCGGAGGUCAAUAUGUUGAUGGAACAACUGACAUAACUAGGACUGUACAUUUUGGUGAACCUACCUCGCGACAAAAAGAAUGCUUUACCCGAGUUUUGCAGGGUCAUAUAGCUCUUGAUGAGGCAGUAUUCCCUGAAAACAUGCCUGGUUUUGUGUUAGAUGCAUUUGCUCGAUCUUCCCUUUGGAAGAUAGGACUGGAUUAUCGACAUGGAACUGGGCAUGGUGUGGGAGCUGCAUUAAAUGUUCAUGAGGGACCUCAAGGUAUUAGCUUUCGAUUUGGAAAUAUGACUCCAUUACAGAAGGGCAUGAUUGUUAGCAAUGAACCUGGCUAUUAUGAAGACCAUGCCUUUGGCAUUCGGAUUGAGAAUCUCCUAGUUGUGAAAGAAGUCGACACACCAAAUCGUUUUGGAGGAAUUAGCUACCUGGGGUUUGAAAAACUCACAUUUGUCCCGAUACAGGCUAAAAUGAUCGACUUAUCUUUGCUUUCUGCUGCGGAGUUUGAUUGGCUUAAUGAUUACCAUUCACAAGUUUGGGAGAAGGUCUCCCCUCUUGUGGAGGGUUCUGCUCGUCAAUGGCUUUGGGACAACACAAGGCCGCUCGUGAAGCAGUGAUUCGUAUAUCUAUCCAUCAGUCUCUUCUCCCAUGUUGUACCCUUUUAUACACAAGAAUAGUAGCUAGCCCCAACGAUAAGACGAUCAAAUAUGUAUCCUUGUACAUAAUUUGCUCCGGAGGCGGUGAUAUUUCUCGAGAUUAUUGAACUGUUCAAUUGAAUUUAGUAGUGUACUUUUGUA
Pyrus x bretschneideri (Chinese white pear) is the source of this 2322-nucleotide messenger RNA. Its product is annotated as aminopeptidase P2. Gene Ontology annotation, molecular function: metalloaminopeptidase activity. The transcript has 13 exons. Bases 25 to 2142 code for a protein of 705 amino acids. NCBI's taxonomy places the organism in Eukaryota, Viridiplantae, Streptophyta, Magnoliopsida, Rosales, Rosaceae. The record is from RefSeq and is a predicted model, not a curated record.